Schistosoma bovis is the source of this 6514-nucleotide messenger RNA. The record is from the annotation of a GenBank genome assembly. NCBI's taxonomy places the organism in Eukaryota, Metazoa, Platyhelminthes, Trematoda, Strigeidida, Schistosomatidae.
CUUUAUCAUAUGUGUAGCUUCUGACGCUAUUUGACACGUCGUCAGAAUGCCACUAUCAAAGAAACAUGAAAUUUGUAGUCCAUCCAUUUUUAUAUUCAUUGAUUUGGAAAACGGAUGAAAUGCGAACAUAUUAAAAAUUCACAAAUUUCCUGAUUAUUUAUUUAUUAUCUAAUAAAAAACCGUACAAUUGUGUCACCGUAGAUUAAUAGAACAAUUCUAAUUCCUAGGUGAAAAAAAAUCUAUACAGAGAAAAAAUAACAGCAACAGAAAUAAAUAUGGGUCUUCUCCCAUUACUUGAUGCAUCCGAUGUACUAGUCCUACAUUGUCCAUUAUGUUAUUUCCACACACAUUGGUUAAAUCAUCUAGAAAUUCACUUCAAUCAUGAACAUUCAAAUGAAAAUGUGGAUUUUAUGUUAUAUCAAUGCUCCAAGUGUCGAAAAAUUGCUUCAUGUAAAACAUUCCUCUAUGAACAUAUUGAUAUUUGUCACAAAAGAUCUAGUAAGUCUACCAUCCAAUCGUCUAGAACUCAGUCACCAAAUAAUACACUAUCAGAUCAUGAAAGUUUUAAUAUUCAACAGCAAAAUUCACAAACCAUUGAACAGUGUAACAAUAACCCUAAUGCAUCAAUAGAUAUUAUUGGUCCUAAUGGGAUUAUUAAUAAUAACAGUUGUUUAACUACUAAUCCGGGUCAUGAUGAAAAACAAAUUACCGAGGAUAUUAACAGUGAUGAAAAUGAGACCGUCAAUAAAAGUGAUGUUAGUGAUAACAAUAAUAAUAAUAAUAAUAAUAAUAAUAAUAAUAAUACUAACAAGAGUGACACUGAUGAGUUUACUAACCACAAUACUCCUAUUAUUAGUGAUAGUAAUGAAAAUAAUGAGAAAGAAGAACCAGUCCUUAAUGAUACUAAAAAUCAAUCUCCAUAUAUUAAAAUUUUAUUUGUAGGCCAGUUAUGUGGUAGUAAUUCAGCAUUGUCACCAUCAACCCUAUCCACGACUGGUACAAUAUCAGCAAGUACCAUCACCCCUACUGCUGCCACAACAGCACUUCUACCAUCAACAUCUUUAUGUGAAACAUUUACAAAAUCAAAACAUAAUUCAUUACAUCACUCACAAAAAUUGCAUAAUUAUCACUAUUUGAGUUCAAUUAAACAUCAAUGUUUAUUUUGUGAUUACACUAGUUCGGAUUCUACUAAAUUAGCUGAACAUUAUGUACAACAUGGAAUAAGACAGUUACAAUUACCAAAUACCAUGCAUAAAUUUAAAAAAUUACAUAGAAUUCAAGCAAAAUCUGAUAAUAAUAAUAAUAUAUCAACGAAUCCUUUAACAGUUAUGGACGAAUUGACUAAAUUUGCAACAAAUGAACAUGAUGGAUGUUGUCUACCAACUGCUUUACUAACACCUGUUAUAACACCACCAAAUUCAUUGAAUAAAAAAUCAAUAAUCUUUGGCAAUAACUGUUCAUCCCAUGAUGAUAGUGAGAAUUUUGAGGAUGAUGAAAAUGAAGGAAAAGAAGACGAAGAGAAAAAGGACAUAUGCCUAGAAUCUUCGUGUUGUUCAUCUUUAUACUGUACAUCUAGUCCUCCUCCACACCUUGAAAUCAAUCCUUCCACUUCAGUGAAUAUGAUAAAAACAACAGCAACUACAUCCACUACUAUUUGUAAACAUGAAUACGAUAAUAAACCGCAUCGUGUAAUACGUCGAAAUCGUAAACGUCAUUCCAGUUGUGAAUUAUCACUGUUAAAUGCAGAGCAUAAACGUUGUCAUUAUGAAGAUGAUUCAAUUGACAAAUGGAAUUAUUCUUAUCCAUAUGUCAAUUCAAAUUGUUCGCCAUGUUACAAAAAUCAUCUUGUGAAUAGUCAACAAGUUAUGGUAUCUUCUUCGUCAUUAUCUCAUCCUUCUUGUAUUCCUAUGCUAAAUAGUAAUACUAAUACUACUCUCACUGCACCUAGUAACAGUAAGUCAGUAAAGUUAUCGAAUUUCUAUCGUGACUGUCAGCAUCAACAGACACAGAAAUCUAUUAAUUCUGAAGUUGAUAAUGAUUCCGGCUUGUCAUCUGGUACGACUACUACAAUUAAUGACAAUCCACAAAUCUAUUCACCAUUGUCCAAUACACCGUUACCAAUGAAUUUCCCACCUUAUCCAGCUUAUAUGAACCCAGUGUUUUUAUCAGCUUUAAUGGCUAGUGGUUGUUGGCCGUUUAAUUCAUUCCCUGGUAAUAGUAGUAGUAGUAAUAAUAGUAGUGGUAAUAAUACUAACAGUAAUAAUAGUAAUAAUAUCACCUCAAACCCAUUUGAUCCAUGGCAUGCAUCCAAUAUUACUUUAGAUUCACUACAACAAACUGCUUCUUUAUUUGGCAAUAAUCAACGAUUAUUAUCAAAUUCAAAUAAUUUCCCGCCGGUUCUAUCUCCACCAUGUGAUGCAUCAUCAGUUCACUUAAGUAAAAGUCCAAGACAUUUAAUAGCAGAUGAAUCAAUGUCUAAUUUACAAGAUUUUAAUCAAAUCAAUUGUCAAUUGAACAAAUUAUCAGGAUUCUCAUCAUUAGCUAAUACUUCAUGUCUAAAUAAUAACACUAAUCAUAAUAAUGUUUCAACAAGUCAAAAGAAUCUUUUCAAUUAUCCACCAUUUAUUCAACCGUCAAAUUUUAUAAAUGGAGCGUCAACAAAUCCGCUUCUAUUACAAUUAACUAACUGUCCAUCAUUAACAGAUAAUAAUCAAAAUAUAUUAGCUACAGCUUUAUCUGCCUGGUGUACACAACAAGCAGAAAAUAUCGGUUUAUUUCCAUAUCAUAAUUUAUCAGGAAAGAAUUCAUCAAUUUCACCAUUGUUUACUUCUAAUACGCAUAAUACUUCUAAUAUUACUACUGAUAACCAUGAUAACAAGAUCAUUAGCAAUGAUAAUGAAUGUAUUUCUAACAGUCAUCGUAAUAAUAAUGAUGGGAAUAAUGGUAGUAUCAUAACAAAUUUAUUGAAUAAUGAAACAAAUGAAAGUCAAGAGACAAAUGAUAAUAAACUAAACACCACUUCGUCGAAUUCAACUAUCCCAUUUAACUCGACUCAAACAGAUCCAGGCAUCUCAUCAGCUUCUUCAUCAUCAUCAACGUCGUCGUCAUCAUCAUCAUGCGUUUCUUCAAUUUCAUCAGAUGAAAAUCAAUUGAAUUCAUCGAUAUUUAUAAAAACUUCUCCAAAGUUAAAUAAUACAAAUGAUACCAUUGGAUUAUGUUCACGUCCUCCUCGCCCUCCUCCUCUCCCUCUUGCUGCUUCUAUUCCACCAUCAACACCCCUUUGUUCUUCAACAUCACCAUCAUCGGCUUCUGAAUCAAUAGCAAUAACAAAUUCUACAGUAAAUAGAUCACCAAGUGUUCAAUCAACAUUUAAUUCUAUCUUAAGCACCAAUUGUUUAAAUUCAAGUCAAUCUCAAUCAAUCACCAAUUAUCCAGCAACAGUAUCAACUGGAUCCACAUCUUCAUUAGCAGCAAUGAUGACAGCAGCGGCUGUAGCUGCAGCAAUGGCUGGUAUAUGUCGACCUAAUUCAGACGUAUCCAGGUGUAUACCAUCUCUGUCAACGUUUUCACAACCUUUAUCCUCUUCAUCAUCAUUGUCAUUAGCCGGAUCAAUAUCCCCAACAGCAGCGGCAGCAACAGCAGCAACGUCUGCAUUUCCAACAGGACUUAAUCAAACUUUUCAAAAUUUAGAUUUGAUGAAUUUAUCAUCAAAAGAAUUCCAUGAUGAAUUAUUCAAUCAUCAUGAUAUGAUGCUUAUGAACGGACAACAACAUCUGUAUAGGAAUGCAAUACAAUCGAAAUAUUUAAGACAAUCACAACAGCUACAUCAGUAUACACAUACCACUAAUAGUAAUGAUAAUAAUAUUAAUAGUAUAGUAGAUUAUGCAAACGAUGGAUCCGUCACCGAAAUGGAAGAUAUUGAUGAUGAAGUAAUUGAAGAGAAUGAAAUGCCGGGUGAUAAUGAAGAUGAUGAAGAAUUUACCGAAGAGAUGUUAUUACAUGAACGAAUAAUUCAUAGUAAUGAUAAUAAUAACAGUAAAGAAUGUAAUGGAUUAAUAGAUGAACGUUCAGAAAAUGAUUUAUCAUAUGGAACGAACAAUAAACCAGUUGUUAAGUGUUUAAGUGGGUUCAAUAAUGAAAUAGGCAGUACAAGAAACUCAAAAAAUCUAUUAGAAUCAAUGAAACAUGGCCAAUCACCAAACAAAGAGAUCAACACUGCUCAUCUACAUACAAAUAAUGAAUUGAAGUUUUUAAAUAAAUCAUGUAAUCAUAAUUUCACUGGGAAUAUUAUGAGUGCCAACAAUAGCAUUAAUAGUAAUAAUACGAAUAGUACCAAAGCAGGGAAUGUAAGUAAUAAUAGUAUUAGUAGUGGACGAGCCAGUCGAACAAAUUUAUCACCUAGUUCUGCCAUGAAUCAUGAUCAAAAACGGAAUCAUCAUUAUCAUCCCCAUUACCAUCGAAAUUUCACUGAAUCGUUGAUAAACAACAAUAAUGUUGGAACUAAUAAUAAUAAUAAUAUGGGCGACUCGAAUUCAACAGAAUCUGAUGAGAAUUCAUCAAUAAAUUUGUCAGUCAAUAAUAAUACAACUACAACAUUAAUGACCACGUCAUCAACAUCAACGCCAACAACAACAGCGCCUUCAUCUUCGUCAUCAUCGCCUAGUGGUGGUGGCGUUGGAUCGGGUGCAUUAUUUAGUAUUCGACGAGCUGUUGGGUUGUCUAGAACUAAUCUACCAUUUCCAGCACGGAAACGUCUAUUCGGUUGGUUAGUUGAUCAUUUGAGAGAACCAUAUCCCUCAGAAGAAGAAAAAAUGAUGCUUGCUAUGGAAACUGGAUUAUCACGUACAACAGUGAAUAAUUGGUUUAUUAAUGCUCGACGACGUUAUGUUAAACCAUUAAUGCAAGGCCGACUUGUUCUCCAAUCAGGAGUUUUUAAAACAGUCACUAGUGAAAAUUGUAACACUACAACACCCAGUGGAGGUAGCGGAGGAGGUGGUGGUGGUGGAGCAUCAUCAUCAUCAGCUUCUUCACCUCCAUCCCCAACAUCAAAUACUGGUACUAAUAAUAGCAGUAUUGGAUCAAAUCAAUACGUACCAACAAAUCCUUGUAUAACCAAUAAAUCAAAUUAUACAAAUAGUCCAUUAAAUGAAAAAACUCAUCGAGAAAGAUCGACCUCACGAAGAAAUAAUUCAUUAACUGGGAAUACUCAUGCUAAUAUUAGUAGUAAUACCAUGAAUAAUUCAUCUAAUCUAUUACAAAUGUCAAAUUCAUUUAAUUCAAGUUCAACUAAUGAUGUACCAAAUACAUCAUGUCAUUAUAAUAAUUCAUUUAUUUCAAAUCCAUUUUUAAAUCAAUCAAAUAGUUUAUCGAUUAGUAAAUCAAACUCAUCAUCAGAUUCCACUGCAACUAUUUCAGCAAUGGCAGUAGCUGCAGCCGCAGCAGCAGCUGUAUACGCUGGUGCAAACAUGAAUUCAAACAGAGGAGAUGUAGGAGGUGGAGGAAAUAGAAUAGGAUGUCCAUCCACAUUGACAGGAUCAAUUUCAACACCAUCAACAUCUGCAUUAUCAUCAAAUUCAUCGUUACUUUUCUCUACACAAUUUAAUAAUCUACUUAAUAAUGCAGCAAUGGCAGCUGGUGUAUCAGUGUCAGGAUCAAAUUCAAUUACAAACAUAAAUCGAUCAACACGUACAGGAUUAUCUAUGCAUUCUCUUCAACAACAACAACAACAACAUCAACAUCAUCGACAAAAUCAACAACUACCACAACAACCACAAAUCCAUUCAGAUAUUUUAUUAUCUAAUGAACAUUUAGUCGACAGUAUAACAAAUUUAUCUAAAAAUUUAUUAUGUUCUUCAUCUACUGAACAAGAACACAUGAUUAGUGGUACUACUGGUGAUUGAAUGAAUAUUUUGAAAAGGAUAGGAGAACAAAAAAGAAAAUACAAUUGAGGGAAUGAUUAUAACAUUGUAAAUUACAUAAUUCAUACUACUUAUAAAUCAUAUCAUUCAAGUAAUACUACUACUACUACUAAUAAUAAUAAUGAAAUGAAAGUAAUCAAUCUAACAUGGAAGUUGGAUUUUCUUUCGUUACUUAUCUACACACUCAUUUCAUAAAUCUUAUUUUGAAAUGAAUACAACUUUUAUUGAAUACAAAAUAUCUAAAAACAAAAAAAAGAAAAAGAAAGUUUAUGAAUGAAUAUUCAUUGUACAUAAUUCAACUGUAUUCAAUAAGGCUAUAAGAAGAUUAUGUAUACAAAUUGUUUAUUUGUUUACUUUUUUUUGUUUGUUUUGUUUCUUCUAUAUUCAUUCAUUUGGUUUCUUUGUUGUUAGCCUAAGAUUUUCAUAUGUAAGUGUAAUUUCCAAUUAGGUUCUAUUGUAAUACACGAUUUGCAUAUACAUAUAACAUGUAAGUGUGGUGUGUAUAUGUAUGUAUUUAAGUCAGCCUAUGUUACUUGUCAAUUUCUUUGACUGACAUUACAUUCAUUUUAUAUUAAUAAUAAUGAUAAUAAUAAUAA